AUGGCGAAGUCCAGAUGGUCAAAAGACGAUUUGGAAAGUGCCUUUGAAGAAUUUCUAAAGACAUCAUUCUCAUCAGAAGACGACACAGAGAAGAUCAAACAACUGCUAAAAUCACCAGCAAAAGCCAAAAGCAGCAGUGUUAAUUCUACAUCUUUAUGGUGGGAUAAAGAUUCAGUAGAUGACAGCGUUGGUAAAGGUAAAGGCAGAAGUUUCCUGAAGACCAAGAAUUCUGCAAAAUCAUCACAUGAAACCGACAACAAAACCACCACAAAAGGAAAGAGUGUAACCUCUAAAUAUUUACUUCAAAAUAAGCCGGCAUUGUCACCAACAAAGUCUGGAGACAAAGAGCUGCAAAAGUCAAAGCGGCAGCCAGCAUCUAGUAAAACCAGAACAUCAAAAUCCAAAACUGAUACAUCAGGGAGCAAGGACAACUUAGAAGAUACCAGCAAUGAAGGAGCAGAGUCCAGCAGAAACAAUGACAAUCAAGGAUUUGACACACUGGAUGAGCUCGCAGACAAAGAAAGGUUUUUCCAGGAGCUGGAGAAUGAGCAUAAUGGUACAGUUGAUUACGGCAGACUUAACCACGACCUCAGUCAGACCGGUGGCACCAGGGCUGAUAACUCCGUACUCACUGGCCUGGGUGAACAUGACACAACACCAGCAAAACAGCAGAAUUUAGAUGAUCUGCAGUGCUCACCUCAGAAGCCAAGCAUGUUGUCACGAGUUGCACUGCUGGACUCACUGGAGUCAACGUUUAACACUACCCAGUCACCAAAAAUGGCCAAUUCCAGAGACACUACACAGGAUAAUUUAGGUGCCACCUUACCAGAAUCACUGAGAAAUCCAACAGUUUCAGGUUUUAUGGGCACAAACACUAGUCGAGAAAUGGAGGACUUACAGGAAGUGCUGCAGGUGGCUGAUGGAACAUCAACCAUUUAUGGUGAGGACUCACGCCCACAAACUGGCAAAAAAAGCUACCAAACCACAACCACUGAGAAGCGAGAAGAUGAAGUAAGCAUCAGUGACAUUCUGAAAAAGAUGGAUGCUAUUGAACAAAGAGAAAGGGAGAUUGAAAACAGGAGUGAGGAUGUUCAGCUUCGAUCAAACUAUACCACACGCAGAAGUCCUCGUUCUCCAGAUGAUGAUCUCAGCAGAUUCGAUUCCUCACAUACUGACAACACUGAGAUAUAUCAACCAAUCACAGCAGUG
Molecule: messenger RNA, 1209 nt
Organism: Candidula unifasciata
Lineage: Eukaryota; Metazoa; Mollusca; Gastropoda; Stylommatophora; Geomitridae
Source: the annotation of a GenBank genome assembly